AUGAGAUGGAUAUAUAUUUACCAUCUUUAUGAGUUCUUAAUCUUCUUUUUUAGCUAAAUAAGAUUGAUAUAUUCCAGUACUAAUUAUCCAGUAAUUAUACCAAACAACUAUUAAAUUACUUAUGACUCUACUACCAAAGAUAUUUACUCAUAUUAUAAGUCUUAAGGACUCGUUGUUGCUGAUAAGAGCGAUCCUAACAAUAUACAAAUUUGUCAUUUCAAUAACUAGUUUAAUCUGCUCGUUUAAGAGUCAGUGAAUAGUAUUUAUCUUUACUUAAAGGUAGAGUAUAUCUUAUCAAAUUCUGUAGAGUACGAAUAUAUAAUAGCUUUCAAUAAUGAGAGGCUUAGAGGAUAAAGGAUACCAGUUAUAAAUAGUAGUAAUAACAUUCCAGGAUCUCCAAGUUUUUUUUAUGACUCAAUUUAUAUCUUUUAAAUGAGCUAUAUAUUUCAAGAUUCUAUAAAGCCAGCACAAACUGAUAUGAAUGGUGUAGAACUCACUCAUAAUACUAAUAACUCUUAACUCUAAUACUACUUAUGUCUGAAUCAAGGUAUUUACAUAGCAACUCUUUUAGAAGGUUCAAUUUAGACAUAGCUUAGUUUUUCUAAAUAUACCUUUGCCCAAAAUCUAAUUAGUGGUACUGCCUGCAAAUCUAUUAUCAAAUAAAAUUAUUCAACAGUACUAAUUAAUUAAAAUAUUUCCUGCAACCCUUAAGGAUGUACUAAAUAUAGUGUGACUGUUGAUACAUCCGUUUUUCUUGAGAUUAACGAUUCUAUUAAAUAAUCUACUUAUAGUAUCAGUGAAACUACAUGGAAUUCUUUACCUUACUCAUGGACAAGUGUUCCUAUUUUAUAUGCCUUUGACUACUAAAAGUCAGGUCAAUAUACUUUGUAUAUCUUAGCAGAUCAGACUAAUUAGAUGAUUUUGAUAAAUAUUAGAGACUAAGUAGAUAAUUAAAUUUUUGUAGGGUAAUUGCAAGGAAUCACCAACUUGAGUAACAGAGUUAUCUCUUAUAAUACUAAUGCAUUAUAUGUAGUAGAAACAACUAAAAAAACAAAUGCUUAGAUUAUUGCAUUUUGCAUCAAUUCUACUUUCAAUAAUACUCAGAAACUUUGUGUCAAAACGACUGAUUCCAAUUGCUUAUUCGAAAAUAACUCUGUUUGCCUAUUAUGUAGCUCUACUACUUUUAUAGAUCCUAUUUCAAAACUUUGUGUAAAAUGUCCAGAUACUUGUGUUGGUUGUACAAGUGCAAAUAUAUGCACUUCAUGCAUAUCAAAUUAUAGAGAUCCAAACAACAGUUGCUAGUGCACAGGAGGUAGAGUUGAAAACCCAAGUGUUAGGCUUUUAUUAGAAUAAAAAAACCAACCAAGAAAUCUUUAAUUCUCAACAUGUGUUUGCCCAAAUUAAACAUAUGAAGAUCCAAAAACUAAAAACUGCAUUUCAUGUUCUUCAAUUUCAACUUUUUGCUUAAAUUGUGAUGCACAGGGCUGCAAUAGUUGUAGUCAAGGAAGCUAUUUAUCAAAUAAAACAUGUAUACCUUGUUAAUAAAAUUGUUUGUCAUGUAGUCAAAGCUCAUGCUCAAAUUGUUAAUCAGGUUAUUACAUUAAUAAUACUUAGUAAUGUAGCUCUUGUUCUUCACUUGUAACUAAUUGCGUUUAAUGUACUUCUUCAGGAUGCUCUUAAUGUGCCUAAGGAUAUUAUCUAAAAAAUAAUCAAUGCCUCUAAUGUUCACCUAACUGCUCAAAUGGAUGCUCAACUGAAUUAAUCUGCAAUUCGUGCUAUACUCCUUAUAGAGAUGUAAAUAAUAAAUGUGCAUGUAUAGGAGGAACAACAGAAUAACCAGGAUCAAUCCCAGGUUAAGGAUAAUGUGUAUGCUAAAACAAUUAAUAUUAUGAUACUACCAACAAUAUUUGCAAACUAUGUAGCCAAAGUUUUGGAUCUACUUGCACUUCAUGCUUGUAAACUGGGUGCAUUACAUGUGACUCUUCAAGUGGAGGAUAAUACAUAGAUCCCAACUCUCAUUCUUGUGUAGCUUGUGCAACUACAUUUGGAGCUUAAUGUCUAUCUUGCAGUACUACCUAGUGCUCAACAUGCAAUAUUGGAUACUAUUUAAAUGCAUAAAACCAAUGUACGAACUGCAAUUAAAAUUGUUCUGGUGGGUGCUCAAGUGCCAAUAAAUGCAACUCAUGCUAUACAAAUUAUAGAGACCCAAAUAAUUAAUGCAACUGUAUUGAUGGUAGACAUAGCGUUCCAGCAUCAAAUUAAAAUUAACGUAUAUUAUAAUCUACUCAUUAAAGAUUAUUAGGUUAAACAGAUUAAUGUGUGUGUAAUUCUGAUAGAGUUGAACAGCCAAAUGGCUAAUGUCAAUUGUGCUCUGCUCUAUUUGGAAGUUAAUGUACAAGCUGUAACUUAUAGACUUGCUUAACUUGUAUAAAUGGUUCUUAUGCAAAUUAAAGUGGUAUUUGUUAAUGCCCAUCUGAUUAGUAUCUUGAUGUAGGUUCAUUAACUUGCUUAUAAUGCGCUACUCAAUAUUCUUAAUACUGUAAGUCCUGUAGUAGUACUACAUGUCUUGACUGUGGGGACCCAAAUUCUUAAUAUAUACCAACUACAAAAGCAUGCUAGUGUAUUUAAGGAUAUUUUGUAUCUUCUCGAGUCAAUAACUCCUUUACUUGCUAAUAAUGUUCAUAAAAGUAUGGUAGCAAUUGUACAGUUUGCAAUGAAACUAUUUGCUAGAAUUGCUAGAAUGGCUAUAUAUACAAUCCUACCUCUUAACAAUGUGAAUGUCCUGUUGGAUAUGCUGUUAAAGAUAAUAUUUGCAAGCCAUGUUCAUAAUUAUACAAUAAAUAUUGCUCUUAAUGUGACAAUAAUCAAUGUAACUUAUGUUCUUAAUUAGAUAGAAAUCCAUUAACAGGCUGCUCUUGCAGCUAGAGCUAAGCUGCAGACUUAAAUGGGUAGUGUUAUUACUGUUCUAUAAAUCUAUCUACCCAAACGCCUGUUGCUCUAGCUACUAUAAUAAAUGCUAAUAUUGUUUGUAAUUUUAACACAGGGAACGAUGGAGAAGAGUCAAACAAAAUUCAAGGAUAAAUUUCAAUAUAUUUAGCUCUUUCUUAUAAUUUUGUUAAUUCAUAUGGAGUAAUUUAAAAAAAUACUAAACAAUACCUUUUAUCUAAUACUUACAGCAUCUAAAAUUUGGUUUUACCUCAUGGAAAUCAUUAAAUUAUUAGCAAUUUUACUUCAACAGGAAGUUAAGCUUUUACUUAAAUAUCAACAAUUUCUGUUAGUGUCAGCUCUGUCUAUAACAAUAUGCAAUAGCUUUACAUUAACUACUUCUCAUUUAAGAGCCUUUCUUCUAAGCUAGAUUUGACUCAGCUCGUUAAAUAUCUUGUAGAAAUACUAGAAGUAAAAAUGGUUUAAAGUGAUAAUAUCUCUAUUUAAUAAAAAAGCUGCUCCUCAAUUUCAUAAAAUGGUUCUAUUUGUGUCUGCAGCUCUUCUUCCUCUUAUUUUGCAGACUGUUCUGGCUCUAACUAAUAAUAUUCUUAAUUUUAGUAAAUCAUGCUGUAAUACUCCAGCUUUUUAAACAAUAACGGAGUUAAUCUUACAAAGCUAUAGCAGAUUUAAUUUAAUUACCUACUCCCACUUGUGAAUGAAUAGAUUGAUUCUACUUUUAUUAGCAAAGACUCAACUUAAGUUGAUAGCCUAGUUAGCACAAUAUAGCAAUAAUCUAAUUAAUUCAAUGAUAUUACUAAUCUUCCUUAAAAUUUCAGCUAACAAGCAAGCCAGGUAACUUAAUAAAUUUCUGGAUUACUUGAUUCUCCUUCAAUAAGCUAGGAAAACACUCAAAAAGCUAUGAAAGUAGUCACUUAAAUUUAGCAAGCUAGUUUAUAAACAAUAAAUCCCUACUAUAAGUAAGUUAAUAAACCAGAACCUGUUCCACAAAUAAUCACCAAUAACUUACUUUUGGAUUAAAAGCUUAUAAAAUGUUCAUCAGCUAACUUCACUGCUUAGAAUAUUUAAUACAUAAUAGGAGAUCCUUUUAGUGGGUCUUAGAAUAAUAGAUUUUUAGGGGUUAAUGAGCAAGCCUUUGACCAACCUACUCUUUAGAUUAGAAUUUUAGACUCUUCUUAAUGCUAAGCAAUUACUGCAGGUUCUGAAGCAGAUAAAAACUACCAUUACAAUGGUGUCAGUGCUUCAAUUUAUAAAAGCAACCCUUACUAAAAUUUAUAUGAGUUACCUUAUUAAGAGUAAAGAUAUCAGUUUUUUUCAACAUAAUUAAAAUACUUUGAUCCUUCAUAGCAGAGAAUCUUAGAUAGUUCAACAUAAGAAAGUAACCCUUAACUUUAUUCUUUGCAAUUUAAAGUUGUUAAUACUAAUCCAUAAGACAGCUCUACUAAAUUUAACAAUACGCUCUUCAAAUGUAUUUACUUUAACUAAACUGCAGAAUCUUCUAUGAAAUGGAGUUAGUGUCCUUAAAGUUAUUUCUUAGCUCAAUCCAGAAUCUUAGGAUGCAGUUGCCCUACUCAAUCUACCUAUGUAUACGAUUACGACAACAUAUUUACAGAUGAUUCAACCCAUGACUUAAUAGAAGAAGCUAAAAAGAAAUAGACUACUCUAAUUAUUAUUGCUAUCAUAUUAGCUGCUGUUUUUAUUAUUUUAAUAAUACUCUAUGCUUUUAUCUAUAAACCCAAGCAUAUUAUUUAUGAACUUGCAUAACUCGGAAAGCAAUAAGAGUUACAAGAUUCAAAUUAAGUAAAAAUUAAUGAAAAGCUCUAGACUGCGAAGGUUAAAGAUAAUGUUAAUGAUGAAACUAAAAAAUUCAACAAUAUUAUAUCCGCCUAAAGCACUCCGAUGAACCAAUUAGCUAUCACUCAAGCAUUACAAUAGUUAAAAAAUAAAAAUAAUUACUCUCCAAAUAAUAUCUAAAAUUAAUAAGCAAAUAAUUUUUCUAUAAAUAGUAAUAACAUAAAUAAUAUAAACAAUGUUCAAUAUAGUUCAGCAAAAUUCAAUCAAAACUUAAAGUUUGAUACUUUUGGUAACAAUUCAAGCUUUUAAUAAAAUAAAAAAAUGGGAGCUUCGUUCUAAGAUAACUAAGAAGCCUUGAAUUCUAAUAAUCGUUCCAUUUAAUUAAAUCCUUCAAUUUUUAAUAAUAUAAGCAAAUUUAAUGUUUAACAUAAUAACUUAACAGAUAUUCCUCUCCCUUCUGUUAAUGAAAGAAAAGAGUAUUUGCAGACAUUUGAAAAUAAUUACACUGAAAGAAAUCCAUAAGAGCAUUAAAGUUCUGAUAAAAGAUUAGAAGAAAUUCAAACCCACAAUUACUUAAAAACUAAUGCAAAUACAAACAGAGAUAUUUAAUCUAAUGCUAAGCUUUAACUUUCAAAUUCUGAAGAAAAUAUAGAAGUUGGUAGUAAAAUUCAAUUCACAAGCUAAAGUUUGAGUAAAUAGCCUAGUAAUCAAGGAUAAAAAAAAGAUAUCAAGGUCUAAGAGGAUAAUAAGGUUUGA
This is a messenger RNA of Tetrahymena thermophila SB210, 5493 nucleotides long. Its product is annotated as transmembrane protein, putative. NCBI's taxonomy places the organism in Eukaryota, Ciliophora, Oligohymenophorea, Hymenostomatida, Tetrahymenidae. The record is from RefSeq and is a predicted model, not a curated record. The transcript is spliced from 7 exons.